Molecule: messenger RNA, 464 nt
Organism: Lolium perenne
Lineage: Eukaryota; Viridiplantae; Streptophyta; Magnoliopsida; Poales; Poaceae
Source: RefSeq, a predicted model, not a curated record
AACAACAAGCUCGCCGAUGGAGAAGUGCAGAUCGGUGCCGCGCGAGCACUCGUCGGCGUACUACGGGUGCGGCGGCGGGUACGACUACGAGGGCGUGGGCCGCGGCGGGGCGGCCGUCAAGUCGUACAGCUUCAACGGGCCCAGCGCCGGCGAGGACCCGGAGGAGAAGCGGCGGCGCAGGGUGGCGUCGUACAACGUGUUCGCGUCCCAGGCCAGGCUCAAGUCCUCUGUCCGCGGCAGCUUCAAGUGGCUCAAGUCCAAGCUCUCCGACGUGCGCUACGGUGCCCUCUGAACUCUGCUGUCAACCUCUCCAAUCCUCCAUGAACCUCUGUAUAUGUACAUAUGGAUGCAUCAAGUGUGUGUUUGUGUACUACUACUGCUGUUAUACGUGCAGGCAUGGGCAGGUUGCAUAUAUGUGUGCAGCAUAUAUGACUAAGUUACAUGGGAAAAUUUGCUGUGGGUCA